Messenger RNA from Arvicanthis niloticus (Nile rat), 627 nucleotides. The record is from RefSeq and is a predicted model, not a curated record. NCBI's taxonomy places the organism in Eukaryota, Metazoa, Chordata, Mammalia, Rodentia, Muridae.
AUGCUCAGGCUACAGAAGAGGCUUACCUCUAGUGUCCUCCGCUGUGGUAAAAAGAAAGUCUGGUUGGACCCCAAUGAGACCAAUGAGACCAAUGAGAUUGCCGAUGCCAACUCCCAUCAGCAGAUCAGGAAGCUGAUCAAAGAUGGGCUGAUCAGCCAGAAGCCUGUGACUGUCCAUUCCUGGGCACGCUGCUGGAAAAACACCUUGGCCCAACAGAAGGGCAGGCAUAUGGGCAUAGGGAAGAGGAAGGGUACUGCCAAUGCACGGAUGCCUGAGAAGGUGACCUGGAUGAGAAGGAUGAGAAUCCUGCACCAGCUUCUCAGGAGAUACCAGGAAUCUAAGAAGAUUGACCGCCAUAUGUAUCACAGCCUGUACCUGAAGGUCAAAGGGAAUGUAUUCAAAAACAAGCGGAUUCUCAUGGAGCAUAUCCACAAAACGAAGGCAGACAAGGCUUGCAAGAAGCUACUGGCUGACGAGGCUGAGGCUCUCAGGCCUAAGACCAAGGAAGCACGGAAGCGCAGGGAGGAGCGUCUCCAGGCCAAGAAGGAAGAGACCAAGAAAUAAAGCUUCCCUCAUGUCUGUACAUAGGGGCCUGGCUGUGGCCUCAUAAGGAUCAGUCAUUAAAAU